Amoebophrya sp. A120 is the source of this 1532-nucleotide messenger RNA. Lineage: Eukaryota; Dinophyceae; Syndiniales; Amoebophryaceae. The record is from the annotation of a GenBank genome assembly.
CGCGAACAAUAAGACCAGGAGCGGAGACGAUGAUGGCGUCGAUGUUCCGAGUCGGAGGUCGAGCAGUCCGAUAGCCAUGGGCCGGGAGAGCACGACCUGCUGCGAGUCGGAUUCCGGGAUGGAGAAAGUCGCAUCCUGGGAGGUAAGGGAUGUGGAUUUUGCAAGCCAAGGAAGCGCAACAAGAGCGCGCGCUGCCAGCCGCGAAGAUGCGAAAAACGCUGAGGAUCGCCUGCUGCCGCGGAACCGUUCCUCUGCUCGCGAGACGGUGAGCUCGUACGGCGGAAAUUUGAAGAAUGGACCGCCCCCAUUCUCGCAGCGGAGCAGUCGCCGGAAUUCCGUGGCGUCAGUGACGCCGAUCGAAGGACGCGAUGACGACGUGAAUUCUGAGCGCAGCGAAACGAGCAUAUUCAUUCCCCAUCACGACGGCUCUUCCGGCGCAGGUUUCGGUAGUGGGUUUUACGGGUCCAUGAUGCAGGACCAGAUAAUGCAGACGCAGGGGAAGGCAGCCGUGACAGAAGCAGAAAAUGCGGAACAAGAGGAGAUGGCGCAGAACAACGACCACGAUGCGCAAAAGCGGGUCAGUUGCACGGCGUCUUGGGGCUUUUGGACGUGGGCGGCGGUCGUGUUGGCGACCCUAUCUAUUGUGGGUGCGCUCGCGGUGGGUAUCUUCUACCUGGUCAAGCACUUCCAGGGUAGUGGCGGAAGUGAGCAGAAGAUGCAGCUGCUCCAAAUAGCGCCCGAGUUUUCUUUCAAGGACCUGCUUCUGGCCAUAUCUGCAUCCGCUGCAGUCAACAACGGCGGGGCUCUGCAGCAGCAGGCGGCGGCUGACGUGGAUCCUGCCGCCCCCGACCAACCAGAAGCAGGUGUGCAGAGCGUACACUUUUUGGCGCCAAACAGGUCGGUGCAGGGAAAGCAGACGGCGAUGAUGCACAGAGAAGCGACAGAGAUGUCCACCGCGUUCCAACACCUCGCCCAGCACCCGCACGAGCACUACCCGGAACAUUGCAAAGUGGGGAACAACGAUCGGUUGACGCCCAACCAGAAGCUGCUUUGGAUGCGGCUGGUGAACAUGCCAAUCGGCCCACUGGAUCGGUUGGGCGCCGAAGGGCGGGAGUCUGUCAUCCGGGUGGCGGACGCUCGGAAAACGUCGCUGAAGGAGCUAAAGCAGCGACUCGAAGCCGGUCUCCGACAGCAUGUGAAGAACCUGAAGACGUUUCUGAAUUUAUUCGUCGAUGCGGCGGAGCAACAGCCGGGCGAUUUGGAGAACUACGUGGAUGCCGUGCUGGAGCGCGCCAAGAUUCCCGUUUCCGAAGUCGGUGAAAAGGCAUGCAUCGCGGAGCAUUUUCUGCGCAUGCUGCAGUUGAUUUCGGAAAAGUUUGAGCGCGAACAGCAAGGUUCUACACCACAGGGAAACGUCGACCCAGACGGACCCAACGGGGAGACGCGCACUGCCACCGUCCCCCUGCUGGCCCUCAGUUUGUGCGACGAAAGCGAGCAGCUGGAGCGGCUGUGCGAAGACGACAACGUGAAAC